AUGGAGAAGGAGGCUGGGUUCCAGAAGGAGCCAGGAGGCCAUGGCUGGCUGUUGGCCUGGCCCCCUGAUCGGUUUGGGGAUGACUCCGUGGUGUUCUGGAACGUUCCUGAGGGUGGGGGUGGGCGGGAUCAGUGCAUCCUGGAGUAUAUAAUUUGUCGUAUUCCUCUCCUCCCCCCCUCUGGUAUUCGGGGUCAGGUGUUUGCCAACCCAGAAGACUGUGCGAGUUUCGGCAAGGGAGAGAACACCAAGAAGUAUCUUCGGACGGACGACAGCGUGGAGCGUGUGCGGAGGGCGCACCUGAACGACCUGGAGAACGUGGUUCCCUUCGUGGGCGUCGGGUUGCUGUACGCGCUGAGCCGGCCCGCGCCGGCCACGGCGCUGCUGCACUUCCGCGUGUUCGCGGGCGCGCGGCUCUUCCACACCGUGGCCUACCUGCUGCCGCUGCCGCAGCCAAGCCGCGCGCUCGGCUUCUUCGUGGGCUACGGGGUGACGCUGUCCAUGGCCGGCCGCGUGCUGCAGGCGGCGCUGCGCCUCUGAGCGGGGCGCGCGGGC
Molecule: messenger RNA, 552 nt
Organism: Dipodomys ordii (Ord's kangaroo rat)
Lineage: Eukaryota; Metazoa; Chordata; Mammalia; Rodentia; Heteromyidae
Gene: Mgst1
Product: microsomal glutathione S-transferase 1
Exons: 4
Coding region: 1-537 (178 amino acids)
Cellular component (GO): membrane; mitochondrion
Molecular function (GO): glutathione transferase activity
Source: RefSeq, a predicted model, not a curated record